Messenger RNA from Cadophora gregata, 2028 nucleotides. RefSeq lists its product as uncharacterized. Gene Ontology annotation, biological process: carbohydrate metabolic process. The transcript is spliced from 9 exons. Gene Ontology annotation, molecular function: hydrolase activity, hydrolyzing O-glycosyl compounds. The coding region runs from base 1 to 2028 and encodes 675 amino acids. Lineage: Eukaryota; Fungi; Ascomycota; Leotiomycetes; Helotiales; Ploettnerulaceae. The record is from RefSeq and is a predicted model, not a curated record.
AUGGGUGCUCCCGCUGGAAUUCAGACUUCGAGACGGAAUCAGACGGGAUAUCUGCCAAUUGAGAAUUAUGGCUUGAUUGGUAAUAUGCGGACUUGUGCUCUUGUUGGUAUUGAUGGUAGUGUAGAUUUUAUGUGUUGGCCCGAUUUCGAUUCCCCAUCCGUCUUUUGUAGACUUCUCGAUAAAGACAAGGGUGGUUAUUUUACCAUUUCUCCUCCUUCCGACAAGCAGUACACUACGAAGCAGCAAUAUCUCCCCUCGUCCAAUAUCCUACAAACACGGUAUAUUCAUGAAGAAGGUGUGGUUGACUUGAUCGAUUUCUUCCCUCGUCCAAGGAACAGCUUUAUCGUCACAAAGACUUCAAAGCAGAUGCCUUUUCGCGAGGGUAUUAGUGUACAAGAUGAAUUGAAGAAAUGGUUGGUCAGACGUGUUGAGUGCAUUCGUGGGAAGGUUGAUCUGGAUGUCGAGAUCUUCCCUGCCUUCAACUAUGCCAUGGACGAGCACACUACUGAGAUUCUCCUGCCCGACCACCCUCCUGGAUGCCUAGAGAGCAAAACUGUCACUUUCUCCAGCAAGAAUCUCAAACUUCAAGUUGAUGUCACAAUCGACCAUGGUGAAGAAAAUGCCGAAGCUUGUCCAACCGUGAUAUUCCGCAAAGAAACACGCCCAGGAAUGCUUGGAGCAGGUAUUGUUGCACAUAUCCAUCUUGAGGAAGGUCAAGCUAUCUCAUUUGUUCUCCGCGACGACAUCCCCAAUCACGUUACCCGUGACGUGACUACUGAAGUACUUGACCGUCAACAACAUGAUACUCAAACAUUCUGGUUCAACUGGAUCUCCAAGAGUACUUACAAAGGCCGCUGGCGUGAAGUGGUCUCGAGGAGUCUGCUCAUUCUGAAGCUUCUCACAUACGAGCCAACUGGUGCCAUCAUCGCUGCUCCCACCUUUUCUAUCCCCGAGGACAUUGGAGGUGUCAGAAACUGGGAUUAUCGCUUUUGCUGGGUUCGAGACUCAAGUUUCACAAUCUAUAUUCUUCUUCGAAUGGGUUUUACAGCAGAGGCGGACGCUUACAUGGAGUUCAUAAGCGAAAGAUUCAGAAAGUCAAGAUCUGUGGAAGGGGCAUUGCCAAUCAUGUUUACCAUUCGUGGUGAUACCGAAAUUCCAGAAAUCGAGCUCAAGCAUCUUUCGGGGUACCGAGACAGUGAGCCUGUUCGUAUUGGUAAUGGAGCUGCAUUCCAUCUUCAGUUCGACAUAUAUGGUGAACUCAUGGACGGAAUAUACCUUUACAACAAGUAUGGCAAGCCAAUCACAUGGGAACAAUGGGUUGCCAUUCGUGAGAUUUUAGACUACGUCUUAACUAUCUGGAAGGAACCGGAUAUGUCCAUUUGGGAAGUUCGAAGUCGAAAGCAGAAUUAUACUUACUCGAAAGUCAUGCUUUGGGUCGCAUUUGAUCGAGGUCUUCGGUUGGCUGAGAAGAGAUGUCUGCCCUGCCCGAACAGGAAUGCCUGGAUGGCCGCUCGUGAUGAGAUCUAUGAGGAGAUUAUGACCAAGGGUUACAGCCCAAAUAUUCGAUGCUUUGUACAAAGCUACGAAAGUGGUGAUUACCUCGAUUCCUCGAUUCUCAUCGCACCACUAGUUUUCUUCAUCACACCCAAUGAUCCUAGAUUCCUCCGAACUAUGGAUAGAAUUCUUCUCUCCCCCGAGAAAGGUGGACUUACAUCAACUGGCUUGGUAUAUCGAUAUGAUACAGAACGCGUUGAAGAUGGUGUCGGUGGUCGUGAAGGUGCCUUCAGCAUGUGUACAUUCUGGCUUGUCGAGGCAAUGACUCGUGCUGGCGUCUAUGAACCUAAAUACCUACCCCGAGCAGUCAAUGUCUUCGAAAACAUGCUUAGCUUCAGCAAUCAUCUUGGCAUGUUCUCAGAGGAGAUAUCUCGGUCUGGUGAACAAUUGGGCAACACUCCGCAGGCUUUCAGUCAUCUAGCUCUUAUCAGUGCUGCUUUCAAUCUGAAUAGGGCAACGGAUUUCAAGCGGUGA